Limulus polyphemus (Atlantic horseshoe crab) is the source of this 544-nucleotide messenger RNA. Its product is annotated as glutamate receptor ionotropic, kainate 3-like. The record is from RefSeq and is a predicted model, not a curated record. The annotation marks the transcript as partial. The transcript has 2 exons. NCBI's taxonomy places the organism in Eukaryota, Metazoa, Arthropoda, Merostomata, Xiphosura, Limulidae.
UACAAGUCAGUAUAAAUAAGUAUCGUCGGUCACUCUGGUUUUGUCGCUCUCUUUGGAGUAGCCGGAGCUCCAGGAACUGCAUGGCUUGUUUCGGCGCAUGAGCAAUACUAGUGAUGCCAUAACGGGAAUGCGCUAUGCUGGAUACGAUAGCCGAAGAAGAAAGACUAAACCCACGGGUUUGUUCGGCUCCAUCAUAGACGGUUUUUAGUUGAAGAUUGCUUGUCCAAUAUUCGGUCACAACUGUGUGGGUUAUGUGAUGAUAUGGCACGAGAUGUAACAACCAAGAAACCGGAGUUCAUCACCAUGAAAAUCACAAUAGUCUCGUGCGGUCUCCUCAUUUCUUCGUUUUUCAUUCAAGUCCUGUCUCUGCCCGAAAGGAUCAUUCUAGGUGGCUUGUUUGAUAUUGGAGAUGACGAGGAAGAGUUUGCUUUCCGAUUGGCUGUAGACCGAAUUAAUGCUGAUAUUACCAUGCUUCCUAGGUCCACUUUAGUCGCCCACAUGGAGAGACUUGACCGCUAUGACAACUUUCGAGCUACCAAGAAAG